AAUAAAAAACCAGUAGUAUUUGAGGGAAAAAUAUUGUCUUGCUGCUGUUAUAAUAGCUGUGGAGUGAGAAAAAAAUGUCAUAACGUUUAAACCAAGUGGUUUGAUUUUUUUUUUUCGGAAGAAUCUUUACUUCAACAUAUUUCUUUCAGUGCAUAAUGUAUUUACAGAAAGAUUAAAAGCUACAAUGUGAAUUGCUAAUAUUGAGCUGACGAAUAGCAACAUUUAAGUAAAUGUUAAAUUCAAGUUCCAAAGUGGUUGAUAUUUUUAGAAGAGAAAAUUCCAUUAUUGCACCUUUUAGGAACAAGGAAUUAGAAAAUGGCAUUUUUCAGAAAUUUCCAACAGAAUCUGCCUUCAGUGUCCUCUCUGGUAGACACAAUCAGUAGUGCUGUAGAGAAUUUGACCACUGCUGUUGGGGAGGUCAGCUAUGCUUUAACUGACUCAGUUGCUGAGCAGGUAACAAGUAUGAUGAGUGGCUUUCGCCCAGAAGAGGAAAGCUCUGUAGCAGAAGAAGCUGUAGACAGUUCUAAACAAAAAAAUGCCGGGUUAACAGAAGUCUCCAAAAACACUAAUUGUCAGAAAACACAAGCCAAUUUAGAGCAUAGAGCAAAGCAAAUAAAUACUUGUAAAACUUCACUAAAGCAAGAUCAAGGAAUACAUGAAGAAAGAGUAUUUAAACAUGUUAAUGAUAGGCAACAGACUCUAUCAGAAUAUCAAGACACUGGUAAUACUGGUGAUUCUUCUUUGAAAGGCUACAUGAAUAAUGGUGGGAUAUCAGUUAUCAGACAGAAUACAAGGGCUGGAUCUAUUUGUCAAGAACUUGAAAGUACUGACAGAUGUAAAACAAUUGGAGUAGGAAUUUCCAAUAAUGGUAAGAAUGAUUUAAAGGAGGUAGGAUAUCAAGAAAUGAAAGGAAAUCAGAAGAAUGCCAACGGAAUAAACAAAUUGUAUGAGCAAAAGAAAUACAUUGGUACAGAUAAUUGUAAAAAGGAGGAAUGUUCUAAAUCUCGACGUGUAUAUUUGGGAAGAGAUCAAGAGAAUAUGGGGCAUUUCAAUAAAUGUAAACAUCUUCCCGAUUUAGGGCAUUCAGAUCAUUUAAAGAAAGCUGAAAAAUGUGUUAAAAGUAAAGCAUCCAAAGGGAAUGAGUGUUCAGGAAAUGAAUGUUCUUUAAAAGAUAUUUUGACAAGCAAUAGGCAUAUGACACAGAAAUCCAUUAUAAAAGAAGACAUACAUCCAGCACCAUCAACUAAUUCUAAAGAUAAGUUAUCUGGGAAAAUUGAAGAGCAAAUAAAUUCAACGAAAUACUGUAAAGUGAAUGAAGACAUAAAACCAAAGAAAACUGAGGCCAUUUCUGCCAAGAAAGGAACAGCAAAGAGUAAAGAUGAAAAAUAUUCUAAGAUAAUACCAGAAAAAGAUAAUUCCUACAUGGACAAAGAUGAGCAUGGUUCAUCCUCUGAAAGUGAAGAUGAAGCGCUGGGUAAAUAUCAUGAGGCCUUAUCCAGAACACACAAUUCCAGACUACCACUGGCAGAUUCUAGACAAAAGAACUAUGCUUGGGAAACAAGACAGAAAUACAGUCCUCUAUCGGCAGAGUAUGAUGGAUACAGUAGUGAAGCAUCAAUAGAUGAAGGAAACUGCAUUCAGAGAAUGAGAAGAACACCCCCGCUGGAUGAAUUGCAGCCACCACCAUAUCAGGAUGACAGUGGUUCUCCCCAUCUGUCAUGUACACCCUCAGAAAUUGGGGACAGUAAAUGUGAAUUUUCCCACUGCAGCAACAGUCCAAGAUGCUCAUAUAACAAGUGCCCAAGUGAAGGAAGCACAGGUCAUGAAAUAGAAAGUUUUCAUAAUAAAGGAUAUGAAGAAGAUGUUCCAAGUGACAGCACUGCAGUCCUGAGCCCUGAAGAUAUGUCAGCUCAAGGAUCAUCUUCGCAGCUUCCUAAACCUUUUGAUCCUGAGCCAGAAGCUAAAUAUGGCACACUGGAUGUGACUUUUGACUAUGACUCACAAGAACAGAAGCUUCUGGUAACAGUGACAGCUGUCACAGACAUCCCAACAUAUAACAGGACAGGUGGCAACUCAUGGCAAGUACACCUUGUUCUUCUACCUAUAAAGAAACAGAGAGCAAAAACCAGCAUCCAGAGAGGACCAUGCCCUGUCUUCACAGAAACAUUUAAAUUUAAUCAUGUUGAAUCUGAGAUGAUUGGAAAUUAUGCAGUUCGGUUUAGACUGUAUGGUGUACAUCGCAUGAAAAAAGAAAAGAUUGUGGGGGAAAAGAUUUUUUAUUUAACAAAAUUGAAUCUUCAAGGGAAAAUGUCAUUGCCUGUGAUAUUGGAACCUUCUUACAAUCAUUCUGGCUGUGACUCCCAAAUGAGCGUGUCAGAAAUGUCGUGUAGUGAAAGUACAUCCUCAUGUCAGUCUCUUGAACAUGGCUCAGUUCCAGAAAUUCUUAUUGGCCUGCUUUAUAAUGCCACAACUGGAAGACUAUCAGCAGAAGUGAUAAAAGGCAGCCACUUCAAAAAUUUGGCAGCAAACAGACCACCCAAUGGACUGUUCUGUUGUCUAAAACACUUGAUAGGUGGACAGGUUUAUAUAAUCCGAGAUACAUAUGUUAAGUUAACUUUACUGAAUUCCAUGGGUCAAGAGAUGUCCAAAUGCAAGACAUCCAUCCGCAGAGGGCAGCCAAAUCCAGUAUAUAAGGAAACUUUUGUUUUUCAAGUGGCCCUAUUUCAGCUUUCUGAUGUGACACUCAUACUGUCUGUGUAUAACAAACGCAGCAUGAAAAGAAAAGAGAUGAUAGGCUGGAUUUCUUUAGGUCUCAACAGCUCUGGAGAAGAAGAACUCAAUCACUGGACUGAAAUGAAAGAGUCAAAAGGACAGCAAGUAUGUAGAUGGCAUGCGUUGCUAGAGUCAUGAUGAAUAGAAUAAGCAAGCACUUACCAUCAAAGGCAGCAUAUUUCCAAUUCCAACAUUACUGUUUCUACCAAGUCACCAUUAGAAGAGCUGUUCUUUGAAGAAUCAUAUUCAACCUUCUACCAAAAUGCUUUAAGUUCUAUGGAAAGAACAUCUCAUACUGACAUAAAUGAAGAAAAUACGUGUAUCUAGUAGAGCUUGUUUAGGAAACUGAGAAACAUACAUUAUCAUUGCUAAACUAACAGUCCUCCAGAAAUUUAAUAAGAUGUUUUUGAUUUGAAGUUAAUUUUAAUUUAGCAAAAGAGCCAGUCAUUUUAUGAAAAAUCAAAAUUAUAAGUGAUUUUAAAAACCAGAAUUUUAGUUGCAAUACAAUUUUAAUAUCACCCUACAUAUUAUUUAUAAAACAUAGUUUGACUGGCCAGUCCCUGGUGUUUGUAAUGUUCUUUAAUAUGAAAAAGUAGUUCUCCAACUCUAUCAUAAGUCAUAUCUAACGGUGAAGGGUUUCAGUCACAUUGAAAAUUGUUUUAUUUCAGGCAUGUUCCCUUUGUGCACUUAGUUUCAUUGUGCCUCAGUUCCUCUCAAAAGCACUAAAUCUAAGUGCAAACAAGUAUUCAUUUUCAUACAGGAAUUUUUUUAAUAUGUUAUUUUUUUAAAAGUUCAUUUUUCAUUUGCCUCCGCUUUUGCCUGAUCCAAAGAGACCAAGUCACUGUACUGGUCCCUUGCAAGUCUUCUAGACAGGUUGUACUGUAGAACUACGUAACUUUCUGUUGAAAGCACUUCCUGUAUUCUUGUAUUCCAAUGUAGGAAGCUAAUAGAGCAGGACUUUACUUUCCAAUUUCUUUCAGUGAUUGACUCUUCAAAAUUACAGUAGUGUGAAAAUACAUUUUUUACAAACUGAAAAUACAGUAGAUAAGCUGUUGAAAAUGGAAAACAAUUCAAUUUUAAUUUUCUGCUCUGAGUAUUUAGUAACCAACACUGCGUAAAGCAGGUAGCAUUCAAAAUAAGAAACUGUUCUCUCUCUAAAUCUUCACUCUUACUUCAAUUUAUAUUUGUGAUAUGAAGACUAUCCAGUUCUCAGUUUGAAUUGGAACAUCAUGUUAAAAACAGUUAUGAGAUUCCUUAUGAAGUUUCUAGUAACUUGUGACUAGACUUUAUGAAAUUUACAGAUAAAGUUCUUCAACGUGAUGUCAUCUUGUGCCUUUCAUGUAAGUUAAAUUUGCUCAUACAGCUUGAACGUUGUAUUUGCAAAAUUAAGCCUUCGAUUUUUAUAAAUGUAAAGAUUCCUCAGAACAGUGUCGCAAGAUCUUUAUUUCCUCUGAAGUAUGUAAAAGUUGUAUAAUGUGCUAACUUUUUAAUGGCAAGGCACUUUCAUUUGUUUUUAUAUUUAGGAACUCUAAUCAGGAAUAUUAUAAGCUGUUUUCUUUUUAAUUUUGCUUCUUACCUAAUAUAUCAUUUUAUGCAUAUACUUUAUCAGAGUAUGUUUUAUAUAUAUUAAAAAUAAUUUCUUUUUUCUCCUUCUCAUUUCUAGUUAAAAUAGACAAAAACAUACUAUUUACCAGUUACUAAAAAGCAGUAUAUCAUUGCUUCUAGUCCCAAUUAAGUACUAUAUAUUAUUGUAAACUAGAACUUGUUAUUACCAUAAUAACAAAACAAUGCGUAGAUAUUACUUCAGCUUGGCUGUACUGAAAGGCCUUAAAAGAAACCCAAAAAGACCGUGAACUUCUGUAUUUUUUUAGUUUAAAAAAUGGCAGCUCUAUGCAUUCAUACACAUGAAUUAUAAGAAAAAAUACAAAUGCUAUAUUGGAUGACAUGAGGUUUGAGAAUGUGUGUUACAGGGCUGCAUUAAAGGGAAAAAUCCAUCUUUUAUUGUUAUAUCAAUGAGCUUUUUCCAGGAUUUUUCAAAUAAACAAGUAAGAGUUAGAACCUGAAUCAAAUGGCAAAAUAUCUCAUUUAAGUGUUUUCAGCAACAGUAUGAAAAAAGACUUGAAGAGGGGAUGUAGAUUUUACUGAGAAAUUGGACUUAGGCAUUUGAAGCUAUAAUGAUCUUUUUAGACUUUGAAACAACUGACUGCAUUGCUAACAACUGUUAUCUUCCUAAUAAAAAGAGUUAUCAGUCUUAUCUGUAACUGUAACAGAGCUUAGUGAAACACAUUAGUAAGACCAGCUUGGUGCUUUCACUCUUAGUGAGAAAAAGACCUAACUAAUUGUUAUUUGUUAAAUCUACCUUUUUUCAGACUAUUCCCAGAAUUGUGUGUGUGAGAUUUGAUACAUCCCUAGGGAUUUAUCUGGCAUAAGUAUCAAAUCCUUCAUGGCUUAAAAAUUAAUAAACAGUUUUUUAAUAUUUCUGGAAAGACCCUACCUCCACCCCAGCUGCCAAGUCCUCAAAGAUUAUAAAUUAUCUAUAUGAGUGUAUGUAUCUGUAUACACACAUGCACCAUUACACAUACAACAUAAAUAUGUAUAUGUAUAUUCAUUUGUAAAGGCAAAGGUGCCCUGGCUUUUUCAGAUAACUGAAUAGAAAAACAUUUCAUACAUUUAGGAUUAUUUUUCUCCUCUAUGUAUUUACUAGAUAUUAUAUUUGGUUUGGGUUGCUUUCUGCUGCUGUUCUCCUUCACACACAGCGAAAUAUACAUUUGUUUCUGUAGAUUGACACAACUUAUAGUAAUUACUCCCAAAAAGUUGUCUGUUCUUUUAGAAAAGGAUUAAAUAAGGCUCAGGGGACCCACUUCACUCUACUGAAUCUAAUGUACGAGACAGUACUACUGCUUUUUUGUGUGCUUGAAUUUGCAUGAAAGCUUAAUAGCAAAAUCUUCUAUCUCAGUAAUUAUAGCAAAUAGGGACCCACUGGUAGGGAGCAGGUGUUGGCUCAGAAACCUGAAAAAGACAACCCACUUUCAUAUAGUUCUAUUAAAAUCCCCUAAGUUUUCUAAUAAAAUGAUAUAGUCCAAAUAUGGCAAUCGACUGGCAUUUAUGGGAGCCUCUAAACCUGGAAUUAUGGGGUUUAUUUUUCUCCCAAAUGAGCUGCAAAAGAUAAUUAUUGCUGCCCAGUAAACAAAAUGUAUGUCAAAUCAGUAAAGAAUUUGUUUAGCAUAGUAUUGCCUUAUCUUUCAGAAGCUUUCUUCUAUAUUCUUGUGUCUUCAGUACAAUCCACUUUUGUUUGAAAUCCAUUUGCAUAUUAUCUUACUGUGCAUUUAGUGAAUUCUCAAUAAUGUUGUAUUUGCUGACAAGAAUAAUAAAUUGGACCACAAUUUAAAAAAAAGAAAACCCAAUGAGAAAAUAACUACCUGAUUAAUAUACACAUGUUUAAAUGUAGGGCCUGGUAAAGCAGUUUUAUCCAACCUAGUGAAGAUGCCCAGGGCUGUUUGUUAAAUCAUUUGCUUGAUACCAUCAUCAUUUUCAUUUCACUUAUCAAGUGAAUCAGAAGCAUAAUCAAUAACUGCAAAGUAAGAUAGUACCAAUAGGAGAAAGAGGUAAAAGAAUUGAGAGUGUUUGUCAAUAUGAAGAUGUGUGGGGAUACUGAAUGAUAUCAUAGUCUUUCCAGUGAAAGAAAAAAUAGGCUAUGGGAAGAUGUAAAUUUUUGAUGGAGUAAGAACAGUGGUCACCACCAAAUAUUUUUCAAGAUCCCUCUCCAGCUAUGAAUAGAAAGGACACAAAUUCAUUUGCGUAAAAUUGCCAUUUGCCUACAUAGACUAGACAAUUCACAGAUUUUUCACAAAGACAGUUAUUAUAUAUAUAGUUAUUUGAGUUAUCACUAUAUUAUUUCACAUUGAUAGUUUUUAUUUCUAAUUUUGUUUCCAUUCACUGUCCCCAGUUCAUCUGUGGCCUACAUUGAAGGUAGCUGUCAGUAUUAUUAUUGCCAACCAUAUUUAAUAUUGAAUACAAGUUUAAGCAUGCUGCAAAGCAUUUUCUAACGUUAAUUUUAAAACAUUGUCUCUGCCCUCCAAAGUGAUGGUUAGCAGCUAUAAUUUACUAAGAUCUAGCACAAUAAUUUAUUACUUGCUUGAUUCUCAAAACAAUACUGUGAGGUAAGUAAUGUUAUCAACAUUUUAUUGAUAAAGAAACUGCAGCAUGAAGAGGUUAAGCAGACUUUCCCAAGGUCAUUCAGUAAGUAAGUAGUAGAACUGGGAUUGGAACCCAGGUGUAAAUUACUCUAAAACCCAUGCUAUGCAUGUUGCAUUUGCCUCCCUGUUUGAAAAAAAAAAACUACUUAGGACAUUAUAUUUAUCAAUAAUCCCACUCACCUUGAUUGAAUGGCAGAACUAAGGGGGAGAAAACAGCUGGGGAAAGAGAAAAGACUAGAAAAGAAGAUCAUAAAUUUUUUUUCUUCUCGGGACACAAAUGGUGGUACUUUUGUGUCAUUUUGUAGUUGACUUUGAUUUGCAAAGAUUUGGAAUUGAUUUAUUCUACCAGUUUAGCCUAUACUUAUAUUCCAAAAGCAUAUUAAUCAGUUCUGCUCCUUGACCACUUUUGGGAAUCCAAGGUGUUUUAACUGUUACAUGACCCCCUUACUACUCUAUGAAGGGCAUAACCUGUGUCUAGCCCAUAUCUCACUCAUAUCAGUGGUGAGACAAAAGAUUUGUCUUCCUCUGUCCUCUCAUUGCAAUUUAUUUAUGUUUUAUUCUCAAUUUUAUUAAGAUUUGUCAGGAAUUACAGCUAGUUUUUUAUUACAUAUGUCUCUCUUCCCCCUAGGUAAGUAGUCAAUGCCUUGUUAGUAUCUUUCUGUGCCCCUUUGCUUAUAGUAGGCAGACAGUAAAUAUUGAAUUGAACUAAAUUCCCUGUGGAAGAAGCCAGUCACACUAUUACAUGAGUCUUAGUUUUUAUGAAUCUUGUGUUAUGCAUGGAUUUAUUUAUUCCUUCAGUUAAUAUAUAUUUAAGAGUACUAGAUAUGUGCCAUGUGUUGUUGUUCCAAGUGCUACAGAUGCAGAGAUAAUAAAUUGGUCGAAGUCUUUGCCCUCAUGGGGCCUACAUUCUAAGGUAGGAAGAUGGCCACAGAAUGGGAUAAUUUCAGUCUAGUAUAAUGAAGCAUUAAGAUAGGGGCAUGCAUAGAGUACCGUGGGAUUUAGUAGAAGAGUGCAACAUGGAAUUCAAAAAAAUCUUCCUGGAAAAGAUAAUCCCUGAGUUGGGUCUUAAAGAACAAAUACACGUUAGACUCCCAUCAAACUUGAGGACACACGUUCUUUCCAAGAACAAAAUGUAAAAUAAUGGUUUCUAAACUGUAGUAUCCUUAAGAAUUAUUUUGAAAAUUUAACUUGGGCCAGGUGUGGUGGCUUACGCCUGUAAUCCCAACACUUUGGGAGGCUGAGGUAGGUGGAUUACUUGAGCUCAGGAGUUUAAGACCAGCCUGGGCAACAUAGCAAAACCCCAUCUCUACCAAAAAUUUAAAAAUUAGCUGAGCGUGGUGGUGCAUGCCUGUGGUCCCAGCUACUCAGGAGGCUUAGGUGGGAGAAUCGCUGGAGCCUGGCAAGUCAAGGCUUCAGUGAGCCAAGAUAGCGCCACUGCACUUCAGCCUGGGUGACAGAGCAAGACCUUGUAGAAAGGAAGGAAGAAAGGAGGGAGAGAGAGAGGAAGGGAGGAGGAGAAGGGAAGGAAGGAGGAGACGGGAAAGAAUGAAGGAGAAGGGAAAGAAGGGAGGAAAAUUUAACUUGUAUUCCAAAACUCCACCUCCAGAGAUUCUACUUCAUUUGGCCUGGGAGGGAGCCCAAUAAUCUACAUUUUAUUAAGCUCUCCAGGAAAUUCUGUCUGAGAUCUAUUGAUAUAGAACAUUAAGUGUAUUACAUAGUAUUAUUCAUGAAAUGUUUCAGUGCCUGUAGAUCACACCUUUAAGUGUGAUAGUGAUAGUAAUAGAGAGAUUAAGACUAGGAUUAAUGUUAUUCAUCUUUUUCUUGUGCUUCCUUAAAAAGGAAGAUAUUUAAUGAAAAAAAUUAAUAUUUAAUCAUGAGUUUCUGUACAUUCACAUUCAACAUACAUUUUUCAAAGUGUUUCUUGGUAUAAUAAAUAUGUUGAUUUUAUGGCUUCCAAAAAUUCCUUUCUAUCACUGUUCAAAUAUUUCCUUCUAAGUUAUCUUUACAAUGAUGGAUAUAAAGUGAAGAAUGGGGAGGUAUUUAUCAAGUAAUUUCUUUAUCAGUAUCCUAAAUGAAAUAAGACUGACCUUUGAGCAAAUGUACAGUAGCAGCCAUAGGUGCUGGCAUUUUUGCAUUCUUGCAUACAGUAAGAUUUCUUGCUUCCCUUUAUCAUCAUCUAAAUGGCUUCAUUGUCAUCACACUCAUCAGUUGAAAGGCAGUACUGGAUUCUUCUCUAAAAGCAGUGAUUCUGUGACUGCUGCUCUAAACUCUAGUUCCUUGAUUGUUUUGUUCUUAGGAUCCUUUGUUUCAAAUAGCAAGUUAAUACAGCAGCCUCAGGACCUUCUCUUUCUCUCAGAAUAAAUGCUGUGGAUAAGGUACAUCUGAGUUUCCAUUUCCCCUCAUUUCACAUAUAGCCAUAUUUUCUUCUCUGAUGUAAUAUUUUGUAUUAACACAUUUUACAUUUUGAAGUUUUCUUUUCCCCCACAAAGAUAUGUGGUAUCCCACUUAAAAAUGAGCUUAUUUGAAUAUGUGAAAUAAUGUUGUCAUUGAAUUAGGCUGUUUUGUGACUGCUGAUGCAUCACUGUGUUUGAUUUGGUGAUAGCUUGAGGUCUGGUUAAUAUAAUCUUAAGGUAAUCAGCUUGAUAGACUGGAAUUACUAGUUUAUUAUCAAAAAAGGAGUGUAAAAAUAUUGCUCUUUUCUCUCCCUGUUUAGACUAGUAUGUGCCUUUUAAAAAAUACUCCCUUUCUUCUUCCCUGCCUUUUUUCCCCACUCUUAUUCAUAUACACUCAAACUAGAUACCAGAGUUAGUUCAUCAAAGCUGAAUAAUACCUAUCAAAAAGUGAUACCCUGACUUUUUUCUUUUAAUCACCUGUACUGGACCAUAGGGAGGACCACAUAGGCUUUCUUGGGGACUACAGAAAGAGCAAAGCGUAAUACUCUUUAAUCAUAGCAUGUUUGUUGUUGCUGUUUCAGUGGUGGUGGUGGUGGUGGUUGUGUACUUACCUUGAAUAGUGUGAAGUAUCCUAAAAUUAUGUUGUGUGGGCUGGGAGCAGGAAGGAAACUGAUUAUUUGUCUAACAAAGGUUUGGCAUAAUUUUAUUGUAAAAUUUCAACUGUUUAUGACAUGAAAAUUUCUAAUUAUAAGAACAAAGUCACUGUGGUGGCAAUAGUUGUACAAGAUGUUUGACAUUAUUUCUAUGUCAGUUUGAUAGUCUGUGUUAUAAAUUGUCUUAUUAGGACCCUUCUUCACCCUCUUCUUUAUUAUUCUGAUUAUCAGUAAAUCCAGUUUGUGCUGUUAGACAUUUGAGUUUGUCUUUUAAAUAUUCAAGACUAUUUUAAAAAGAAAAACCAUAACAUCUUUCUGUUUAUUACAUUAACAUGUGAUCUCUCACCUGACGAUGUGUUUAAAAUGAAUUGAUAGAUAAAAUAUUAUACUCCGUUAUAUACUGAAAAAAAUUUUCAAACUUUGUUUAUAUAUUCAGAUAUUGCUAGCAGUUCAUAUUAAAUAUGACUAUUUUGUUUAAUGAGAAAAUAGGAAUUUUUCCCUUAUCUCUGAGACUUACUGCUUCUCUUUGCCAUUCACAUCUGGUUGAAGGUGGAUGGUUUUGAACCUCGUAACAUCACUUCACUUGUCAGUUUCUGAGCGUGCCAACCUCCUUCUGAUGGUUUAAUUUUCAGUAACAAUCAAACCAUUUAUUCCUCAGGAGUUGGUCCUCGUAGUGAUUCCUGUCCUUAACCCCCAUUAGUGUUGAUGGAAGUAAUCCAUAAGCACCAAUAGGAGAAAAGGCCCAUAAA
Gorilla gorilla gorilla (western lowland gorilla) is the source of this 10763-nucleotide messenger RNA. It is a transcript of the gene SYT14, whose product is annotated as synaptotagmin 14. Gene Ontology annotation, molecular function: phospholipid binding. Bases 316 to 2910 code for a protein of 864 amino acids. The record is from RefSeq and is a predicted model, not a curated record. Lineage: Eukaryota; Metazoa; Chordata; Mammalia; Primates; Hominidae. The transcript has 7 exons.